AUGUUCGAUGUAUGUUUAAAACUCAUUGAUUGUGCCGUCACUUAUAUUGUACCGGAACACUAUUUGUUACUUUGUUUUUACCGUUUCCUUUCUCUUGUAGAAUCCGUAGGGUUUUUGGUUAUCGUAAUCUUGGUCAUAGAAUUGGUUAUGAGAUUUCAGCCGAGAAUUCGACUUCUUCAGUUCUGGUUUAAAGAGAAAAACUUAUCUUCGCCAUCAUCGUCUUCUUCGAGUAAACAAGCUGUUGAUUUAAGACGUGAAUCGCCUUCAUCUUCGUCCAAGAAUGGUGUCUUGAACUUUUCCCCCAAACAUGGAAUUUCUCUGCGUAAUGAAGUUUGCGUAAUAAUGUUUAAGAAGGAGAGUGAAAAUAUCUACGCCACAUUAAUGGAAACCCUCGUUAAACAGCUGGACAACAUUCGUCUCGCAGUGCGGCCGUUUAUGGCUGUCGAGGGACAGGACAGUCUUCGACAUCUUCCUUAUAGUAAAAUAUUCUUGGUGUUUGCCGAAUGUUUGCCAAAUAAGAGGCCGGCAUCUCCAAGUUCCCCUUCUUCCACUUCUGUUGCUUUGACCCCGUCUCCCUCUUCCCCAACCUGUCCUACUUCAUUACAAACUAAAACCAAUGAACAGGUUGAAUUACAGAUAGCAUCUCUUAAAGUAAUCAAGGCCCUCGGAGCAAACGCCAUAGUGAUUAUCACGAAUGACGAAGGCUCGAAAAGACUUUCUGGUCACGUGUUGUACAACGCCCAACUUCGAAUUGUUCAAUCCCAGGAUAUGUUGCAGGAACUCGCCUCUAAAGGAAAAUUAUUCAGUAUUUGGAAAGAAUUAACGUCACAUCAAAUUAGCCACAUGCGCAAAAUACUAUUGUCGACGUUGAACCCAAAAUAUGGCGGCUGUAAAUGAAGACUAACAUUUAAUAAUAACAAUUUUUAAAAAUAAAACCAACAAAACAAAAAAAAAAUCUUUCCUUCUUACAUAUGAAUCACUUCCUGUAUAUUGACCUCUUUCCUUCACACACAUGGUUCACUUCCGGUAUAUUGACUGACCUCUGUAACUCGCAUAUCAUGCCUGCUCUUCAGGGCGUCUCUCUUUUAAAGUAUAGCGUGACUAAACGAAAGAAAAAAUAUAAUACAAACAACAACAAUAAAACAACUACUGCUACUACAACCACAACAAGACCUACUAGUACUACUACCACCACUACUACUACUACUACUACUACUAUAAAAAUAGAAAGUGAUGAUGACAAAGAAGAAUAUUGAUAUUACUAAUUAUACUAACUAUAAUUAACAUUUCUACUAUGAAUAGGUACUGUUAAUGCUAAUACUAAUGCUCUCACUAUUAAUACUACUACUAAUAAUAACAAUAAUAAUUUUAUUAAUAUUAUUAAAGCUAAUCAUAUUAGUACUACUACUACUACUACUACUACUACUACUACUACUACUACUACUACUACUACUACAGCUAUUACUGCUACAACUACUAUUUCCUCAACAACAACAACAACUACUACUUCUACUUCUACUACUAUUAUUAUUAUUAUUAUUAUUAUUAUUAUUAUUAUUAUUAUUAUUACUACUACUACUACUACUACUACUACUACUACUACUA
This is a messenger RNA of Octopus bimaculoides (California two-spot octopus), 1605 nucleotides long. RefSeq lists its product as uncharacterized. The record is from RefSeq and is a predicted model, not a curated record. NCBI's taxonomy places the organism in Eukaryota, Metazoa, Mollusca, Cephalopoda, Octopoda, Octopodidae.